This is a messenger RNA of Penicillium alfredii, 1248 nucleotides long. It is a transcript of the gene exg1, whose product is annotated as glucan 1,3-beta-glucosidase. The transcript has 3 exons. Gene Ontology annotation, cellular component: extracellular region; cell surface. The record is from RefSeq and is a predicted model, not a curated record. Gene Ontology annotation, molecular function: glucan exo-1,3-beta-glucosidase activity. Bases 1 to 1248 code for a protein of 415 amino acids. Gene Ontology annotation, biological process: glucan catabolic process. Lineage: Eukaryota; Fungi; Ascomycota; Eurotiomycetes; Eurotiales; Aspergillaceae.
AUGCCAUCCAACCUCUCGCACAAGGCCCUGUUGGGGCUGUCUCUGCUGGCCGCCCUGGGACAGGCCUCCCCGACAUCUCAUCUUAACUUCAAAUACGGCAGCGACAAAGUUCGCGGUGUCAACCUUGGUGGCUGGCUGGUGCUGGAGCCUUGGAUCACGCCUUCGAUCUUCGAUUCGGCUGGUGAUGCUGCGGUCGACGAAUGGUCUCUUUGUGAAACCCUCGGCCAGGAUGAGUGCCGAUCGGUUCUGUCGAAGCACUGGAGCUCUUUCGUCACUCAAGAUGACUUCAGUCAGAUUGCUGCCGCGGGCAUGAACCACGUUCGCAUCCCUGUGGGAUACUGGGCCACGGAGCAUCUGAACGGCGAGCCUUACGUUAAUGGCCAGCUGGAAUUCCUCGACAAUGCGGUCUCGUGGGCUCGUGCGGCUGGUCUUAAGGUUGUUGUUGACCUGCACGGAGCUCCCGGCUCUCAGAAUGGCUUUGAUAACAGCGGAAAGCGUGGAAGCAUCAACUGGCAGCAGGGCAACACUGUCGACCGCACGAAGUCUGCCCUCGGCAGCCUGGCUAAGCGGUAUGCUGGCGAUGGCGACGUGGUUACCGCGAUCGAAGCCCUGAACGAGCCCAAUGUCCCCGGUGGCGUAGACGCGGAUGGCUUGAAGCAGUACUACUAUGACUCCUGGGGUGUCGCCCGCGAGGCGAGCCAGGACACCACCCUGAUCCUCCACGAUGGAUUCCUGCCGACAGAAUCAUGGAAUGGGUUCAUGAACGGCGACAGCGGCGUUUGGUAUGUUAUGAUGGAUACACACCACUACGAAGUGUUUGACAGCGGCCUGCUCUCGGUCGACACCAACGCCCACGUCGGAAACGUCUGCGGCUUCGUGGAUCAACACCUUGUUACCAACGACAAGUGGACCAUUGUUGGCGAGUGGACUGGUGCCAUGACCGACUGCGCCAAGUACCUCAACGGCAAGGGCAUCGGUGCUCGCUACGAUGGCACCUACCAGGGCAGCCGGAACAUCGGCAGCUGCCAGGGCAAGUCCGAGGGCACCGUCGCGGCACUCUCCGACAACGACCGCACCAACACCCGCCGCUUCAUCGAAGCCCAGCUGGAUGCUUACGAGAAGGGCAGCGGCUGGCUGUACUGGACCUGGAAGACUGAGGGCGCUCCGGAGUGGGACAUGAAACAGCAGCUCGCCGGCGGCGUCUUCCCUAACCCUGUCACGGACCGCCAAUUCCCUGGCCAGUGCUAA